Lobosporangium transversale is the source of this 1400-nucleotide messenger RNA. RefSeq lists its product as hypothetical. The coding region runs from base 440 to 1198 and encodes 252 amino acids. Lineage: Eukaryota; Fungi; Mortierellomycota; Mortierellomycetes; Mortierellales; Mortierellaceae. The transcript is spliced from 3 exons. The record is from RefSeq and is a predicted model, not a curated record.
AGUAUAUCUUCUAGUGCAACAUUAUCAUCAGGAGUAAAGCAUUUUGUCAAAAGAAUAGGGAAAUGGGCCGUUGGUUUGGCAUACCAAGAUUUAGCUCUCUAAUUUUUAUCUGCUAUUUAUCAAUCAUAUUAUCUGAUAGUCAAGGUCGAGGAUACCGAGCCUUGUCAAUGCUACAGCCACAUUUAAUAUCAGGCAUCACACAGCAGGUGAUAGUACAACGCCCGUGUCUCCGAAAUCCACUACUCCUAUUAACAAUUCUAGAUCCGAUGCAAAAAUUGAUUUUUCAGACCUUGUAGCUGUCGACUCACCCGUUCUGGGUCGGAUCAAGAGCCUUGAAAUCGAUUUACGGCAGCAUCGUGACUCAGAGACACAGCUUCAGAGGCGAAUUCGGGCAGCCCGACAAGAGUUAGUCAAAUCAAGGGACGAACACCAACAAUUCAUGCGAUCUGGCGAAGAGCAACUCAAGUAUUUGGAUCAGGGCAACGAAGAUUUACAUGCUCGGUCACUUGCUAAUAGUGCACAAUUACAGGAGCUUUGGGGGAAAGAACGUGAACUUCAAGAGAGAUUGGACAAAUUGAAUGAUGAAAUUUUAAAAUAUAAAUAUGAUUUCUUGCAAGCCAAGGAAGGUUGGGAGCAAGUUCGGGCAGAUAGAGAUGAAACAGACAGGGAUGAGCUGAAAUACGUCCGGGCGAAACAAACAGUGUUGAGUGAAGACAUCAAAGAGACCUCGGAGCUGUUAGCGGAAGUCCAAAAGCAAAUGAACUGCAUGGAGGCAGAGUUUGGCGACGAACCAGUGGAAAAGCUGAGGCAGGAGCUUCAGGAGAAACGCCAGAGGGCGGAGCAACUGGAGGUUUUGCUUGCAAAAUUAAAGAGUGCUAUGGAAGUGGAGGAGAAGAGUGCCGAUGAACUGAUCUUUAUGUUUGAGAAAGUGUAUGAGAGACGUAUUCGUACAUACGCCGCUGAGUGCGCAGAAGAGCUUGCUUUUGAAGAAAAAAUGGAAAGGGAAAGAGAUCAAGAGGCGAAUGCCGCGUUGGAGGAAUAUCUUCGUAUGAAUCAAUUGUCAAUUGAAGCAGAAGAGGAAGCCAGUCGGGAAGAAUUUAAUUUGCUUACUGAGAAGGAAGAGUUAUCUCGCUUAGAAUCAACGCUCCAUGCUCUCAAGAUAGAAUUAUCUACGCGAUCCAACAGUAUUGCUACGUAAAUGGCUAUGUAAAUUGUAACUAUUGCGGUGCUUUUGUUCUUUAUUCACUCCGGAACUUCGCUGUCCUCUCAUCGUGCAGAUAAAAAACAUGCUGUACAAGCCUGGGACAUAUACAUACGGCAAUGCCCAUUUGAUCUUUCUCUCUUGUUUAGUGCGUGCAUUCUCCUUCAUCAGCUCCCUUGAUGAAGAAAAUGAAACAUAG